AUGGGAACCUGCUCCAAAUGUGUGAUUGAUAUCAUUGAUGCUGUGUUAAAACUGAGAACAUGCUUCAAAUGUGUGAUUGAUAUCAUUGAUGCCUUGUUAAAUCUGGGAACCGGCUCUAAAUGUGUGAUUGAUAUCAUUGAUGCUGUGUUAUAUCUGGGAACCUGCUUCAAAUGUGUGAUUGAUAUCAUUGAUGCUGUGUUAAAUCUGGGAACCUGCUCCAAAUGUGUGAUUGAUAUCAUUGAUGCUGUGUUAAAACUGAGAACAUGCUUCAAAUGUGUGAUUGAUAUCAUUGAUGCUGUGUUAAAUCUGGGAGCCUGCUCCAAAUGUGUGAUUGAUAUCAUUGAUGCUGUGUUAAAUCUGGGAACCUGCUCCAAAUGUGUGAUUAAUAUCAUUGAUGCUGUGUUAAAUCUGGGAACCUGCUCCAAAUGUGUGAUUGAUAUCAUUGAUGCUGUAUUAUAUCUGGGAACCUGCUCCAAAUGUGUGAUUGAUAUCAUUGAUGCUGUGUUAAAUCUGGGAACCUGCUCCAAAUGUGUGAUUGAUAUCAUUGAUGCUGUGUUAAAACUGAGAACAUGCUUCAAAUGUGUGAUUGAUAUCAUUGAUGCUGUGUUAAAACUGAGAACAUGCUUCAAAUGUGUGAUUGAUAUCAUUGAUGCCUUGUUAAAUCUGGGAACCUGCUCCAAAUGUGUGAUUGAUAUCAUUGAUGCUGUGUUAAAUCUGGGAACCUGCUCCAAAUGUGUGAUUGAUAUCAUUGAUGCUGUGUUAAAACUGAGAACAUGCUCCAAAUGUGUGAUUGAUAUCAUUGAUGCUGUGUUAAAACUGAGAACAUGCUUCAAAUGUGUGAUUGAUAUCAUUGAUGCCUUGUUAAAUCUGGGAACCUGCUCCAAAUGUGUGAUUGAUAUCAUUGAUGCUGUGUUAAAUCUGGGAACCUGCUCCAAAUGUGUGAUUGAUAUCAUUGAUGCUGUGUUAAAUCUGGGAACCUGCUCCAAAUGUGUGAUUGAUAUCAUUGAUGCUGUGUUAAGUCUGGCAACCUGCUCCAAAUGUGUGAUUGAUAUCAUUGAUGCCUUGUUAAAUCUGGGAACCGGCUCCAAAUGUGUGAUUCAUAUCAUUGAUGCUGUAUUAUAUCUGGGAACCUGCUUUAAAUGUGUGAUUGAUAUCAUUGAUGCUGUGUUAAAUCUGGGAACCUGCUCCAAAUGUGUGAUUGAUAUCAUUGAUGCUGUGUUAAAACUGAGAACAUGCUUCAAAUGUGUGAUUGAUAUCAUUGAUGCCUUGUUAAAUCUGGGAACCUGCUCCAAAUGUGUGAUUGAUAUCAUUGAUGCUGUGUUAAAUCUGGGAACCUGCUCCAAAUGUGUGAUUGAUAUCAUUGAUGCUGUGUUAAAUCUGGGAACCUGCUCCAAAUGUGUGAUUGAUAUCAUUGAUGCUGUGUUAAAACUGAGAACAUGCUUCAAAUGUGUGAUUGAUAUCAUUGAUGCUGUGUUAAAUCUGGGAGCCUGCUCCAAAUGUGUGACUGAUAUCAUUGAUGCGGUGUUAAAUCUGGGAACCUGCUCCAAAUGUGUGAUUGAUAUCAUUGAUGCCUUGUUAUAUCUGGGAACCUACUUCAAAUGUGUGACUGAUAUCAUUGAUGCUGUAUUAUAUCUGGGAACCUGCUUCAAAUGA
Haliotis rufescens (red abalone) is the source of this 1653-nucleotide messenger RNA. RefSeq lists its product as uncharacterized. NCBI's taxonomy places the organism in Eukaryota, Metazoa, Mollusca, Gastropoda, Lepetellida, Haliotidae. The transcript has a single exon. The coding region runs from base 1 to 1653 and encodes 550 amino acids. The record is from RefSeq and is a predicted model, not a curated record.